This is a messenger RNA of Alternaria postmessia, 639 nucleotides long. RefSeq lists its product as uncharacterized. NCBI's taxonomy places the organism in Eukaryota, Fungi, Ascomycota, Dothideomycetes, Pleosporales, Pleosporaceae. The record is from RefSeq and is a predicted model, not a curated record. The transcript has a single exon. The coding region runs from base 1 to 639 and encodes 212 amino acids. Gene Ontology annotation, cellular component: Golgi apparatus.
AUGACUUCCCCCAAAGAUCUUGAAGAACAACAGCAGACCCUCAUUACCCCCGACCAACGCCAGCAAGCAUCACCCGCCCCUCAACCCACAGCCAACACACCAUCCGUCAUGUCGCGCUUCAGCAUUCCCAUCGAUGCCCUGACAUCCAGGAUGAACCUCGGUGGACGUUUCGACGGUCUGCGCAACACUUCCGUCUCCUCUCGGUUCGCCAAUCUGCGACCCAUCUCCGAGUUCUUCGACUUCAAGCGUGUUUCUAAGCCCGCCAACUUUAGCGAGGUACAGAGCAGGGUCAACUACAACUUGGGCUACUUUUCGAGCAACUAUGCCGCUGUUUUCGUCAUGCUCAGCAUCUACAGUCUGCUCACCAACUUGAUGCUUCUCUUCGUCAUCUGCCUCGUAGUUGGUGGCAUGUUCGGAAUCGGCAAACUAGAGGGAAAUGAUCUCCAGCUCGGUAGCUGGCGUGCCACUACCUCUCAGCUGUACACUACGCUUUUCGUCAUUGCAAUUCCUCUUGGACUCUGGGCCUCGCCCUUUACUACAGUUCUCUGGCUGAUUGGCGCAACUGGUGUCACAGUUGUGGGCCAUGCUGCAUUCAUGGACAAGCCCAUCGAGUCAGCUUUUUCCGAGGAGGCGGUCUAG